CACAUGCGCCCUCACCGUAGGACACCGGUGCCGGCGAGCGGGUACCCCACGGCAACUCCCGACGUACCAAGUUCAAGCUCCUCCGCCCGAGUUGAGACUUGAGACAUCGCUGUCCCGCAUCCACCGUGAUGAAGCAUAGCUAUAGUACUAGUCCAAAUAUGCCACCGACAAUCCCGAGACAAUCCUCCUUAUAUACCAACGACACAUCUGCGGACAGUCCAAAGUCCAGUCACGAUUGCGCGCAGCCUGCAAAUUUUAGGCUGCAGCAUAUUGAACCCACCCCAGUACCUUCGUUGCCGUCAAGCUAGUGGUCAUGGUCAAUGCUCAAGCAGCCGGAAUGGCUUGCGCCCUCGGUGUAAUCGCGUUCCACUUCUUGCAGAGCGGGCCUUUGGUGACCAGCCUUCUGUGCAUCGCCGCGUACCUGGCAAUGCAGGCCGUCCUUGCGACGCGCACCAAACCAUACCCUCCAGGCCCGCGCGGAUGGCCUGUCAUACGCAACCUGUUGCAAAUCCCGCAGAACAAGCCAUGGCUCGUGUACGCCGCUUGGGCGGACACUUACGGCGACGUCAUUCAUCUUGAAGCGUUCAACUACCACCUCGUAAUUCUAAACAGCGCGCAGGCAGCCAAAGAGCUUCUUGACGGCCGGUCGGCUAUAUACUCCGACCGCCCAGCCUCGACCAUGGCAGAACUAUGUGGUUACGACGUCGGACUCGGUAUGCUAUCAUACAACGACGAAUGGCGGAAACAACGCAAAUUUGUGGCCCAGGCGUUCGCCUCGGGCAUGUUGUCGCGCUACUACUCGAUCCAAGAAGACGAAGCCCGGAGGCUCGUGCAAGGCCUCCUCCGGGACCCUGGCACAGUGGUCAGCCAGACCAAGAGACGAAUCGCUGCAAUCAUCAUGCGCGUUACAUAUGGCUAUACCGUCAAAGUGGAAGACGACCGGAUGAUCACCAUGCAAUUCGAGGCGAUGGACAACUUCACCUACGCGAGCGAGCCGGGAGUAUGGAUAGUGGAUUUCAUUCCUCAGUUGCAAUAUCUGCCGCGCUGGAUGCCGGGGGCGUCGUUCUUGCGCACUGCGCAAGCCUUCAAGGAGCUAGAACACGACGCAACUCGAAUGCCGUACCUGUGGUGCAAAGAGCAGAUCCAAGCAGGAAAAGCAGAACCGUGCCUCGUUGCGUCAGCACUGGAACAAUGCGACGGUAAGAUGAGUGAUGAAGAUGAGGUUGCGCUCAUCCUGGGUACAAACUCCGCUCUUGGCGGCGGACUGGACACGAACAUGUCCUCCAUAUUCUCGUUUCUACUCCUCAUGACGCGCCAUCCGGAUAUUCAAGCUAAAGCUCAGGCUGAAAUCGACGAGGUGGUGGGCACCGAGCGACUUCCGUCAAUUAAGGACAGGCCGUCGCUUCCGUAUCUGAGGAGCGUGAUAACGGAAGUCUAUCGCUGCUAUCCCGCUGGCCCACAAGGUCUGCCCCAUUCCCUGCGUCAGGAUGACGUGUACAAAGACUAUCUGUUGCCCAAGGCAUCCAUCAUUAUCCCCAAUAUCUGGCGCAUGCUGCAUGACCCCGACGUGUUUCCGCAGCCGGACGAGUUCAAGCCUGAGCGAUUCGCGAACAGCGAUACCGAGAUGCGGAAGGUGACGGACCUCCUCUUUGGCUUUGGCCGCCGGGCCUGCCCGGGAUCACAGUUCGCGGAAGGCUCCGUCUUUGCAAUCGCUGCGACCAUACUCGCGACUUGUAACGUUGUGCCCAAGAUCGACGAGCGGGGAAACCCGAUCAUCCCCGACAUGGAGUAUACGAGCAGUUUUAUAACGUUCCCGAAGCACAUCGUGUGCGACUUCAAGCCAAGAUCUGAGAAAGCUCAGGAGCUACUCGAAGAGUACGUUUCGCGGGGCGAUUAACUCAGUAC
This is a messenger RNA of Fomitopsis serialis, 1905 nucleotides long. RefSeq names its product cytochrome P450. The record is from RefSeq and is a predicted model, not a curated record. Bases 314 to 1897 code for a protein of 527 amino acids. Lineage: Eukaryota; Fungi; Basidiomycota; Agaricomycetes; Polyporales; Fomitopsidaceae. Gene Ontology annotation, molecular function: iron ion binding; heme binding; monooxygenase activity. The transcript has 11 exons.